AUGAUUGAUUUACUACUUGACUUCCAUUCAGCCCCUCUAGCUGAACAGGUAGCAGAUAAACCCAAGAGGUCUGCUCUGAACCAGCUCACCAGGACCCUCCUGCGUAAAUACGACUGUGGAGUGAGACCUGUUCAGAACUGGACCAGACCCACACUCAUCCACAUAGACCUCAUACUGCAGUCGGUCCUUGAUGUGGAUGGAAAGACCCAGCAAGUAACCACAAGCAUUUGGUACCGGCAGAUCUGGACCGAUGAGUUCCUGGUGUGGGACCCCGAGGAGUUUGACGGGAUCACUGAGAUCUCCCUGUCCUCUGACGCUAUAUGGGUGCCCGAUCUCAUCAUCAGUGAAUUUGUGGAUGUAGGGGAGUCCCCUGCCAUCCCCUAUGUGUAUGUCAACUCGUCCGGGAUGGUGAAGAACAACAAACCCAUCCAGGUGGUGUCUGCAUGUGACCUGGAGCUGUACGCCUUCCCCUUCGAUAAGCAGAACUGCACUCUGACUUUCCGCAGCUGGCUUCACUCAGUGAAUGAGGUGAACCUGACACUGUGGAGGAGUGCGGAGGAGAUCGCAAAUGAUCAGAAGUCGUUUAUGGACGAUGGUGAGUGGGAGCUGUUGUCUGUACCCUCCCGCUACUGGCAUCUCCGCCUGGACGACAGAGACUACGCCCACAUCCAGUUCAACGUGUUGAUCCGCCGGCGCCCCCUGCUGUACGUGGUGAGUCUGCUCAUCCCCAGCAUCUUCCUCAUGGUGGUGGACAUCAUCAGCUUCUAUCUGCCGCCCAACAGUGGCACCCGUAUCACCUUUAAGACCAGCAUCCUCCUGGGCUACACUGUCUUCAGGGUCAACCUGAUGAACGAGAUGCCUGCCACCACCAUCAGAACACCACUCAUAGGUGUGUUCUUUGCGGUCUGCAUGGCGCUGCUUGUGCUGAAUUUAUCCAUCUCCAUCUUUGUGGUGAAGCUCCUCCACCACAACGAGAAGGAGGUCAAGGAGAUGUCAGUGUCCGCCUGCCUCCUCGACAAGUACGGCUCGUCCAGCCAGACCUUCCUCGAAAGCAACUUCACCUCUGUCAAAACGCUGGUCGACGUGGAUCAGUGUGGGGGCUAUGAGUUUGACCUGGCUCCAGAGGAGGACCUACUGUCCCUGAGUGAGCUCCAGGAGAGUGCUCCACAGCUGGAGAGGCUGCUCCAGGAGGUGGUGGCCCUGCGACUUUACCUGCAAGAAGGGGAGAGUGACGAUUCGGCCCAGGCCGACUGGGUGGCCCUCUGCUGCAAGGUGGACAUCCUUCUUUUCCGAGUCUACCUGCUCAUCCUGGUCGUCUACGCCAGCACUCUGCUGUUACUGUGGGCCAGCUGGAGCUCUGCAUGA
This is a messenger RNA of Salvelinus namaycush (lake trout), 1365 nucleotides long. RefSeq names its product 5-hydroxytryptamine (serotonin) receptor 3B (gene htr3b). Gene Ontology annotation, molecular function: transmembrane signaling receptor activity; neurotransmitter receptor activity; extracellular ligand-gated monoatomic ion channel activity. Bases 1 to 1365 code for a protein of 454 amino acids. The record is from RefSeq and is a predicted model, not a curated record. NCBI's taxonomy places the organism in Eukaryota, Metazoa, Chordata, Actinopteri, Salmoniformes, Salmonidae. The transcript has 8 exons. Gene Ontology annotation, cellular component: neuron projection; synapse; postsynaptic membrane. Gene Ontology annotation, biological process: monoatomic ion transmembrane transport; nervous system process; signal transduction.